Molecule: messenger RNA, 456 nt
Organism: Striga asiatica
Lineage: Eukaryota; Viridiplantae; Streptophyta; Magnoliopsida; Lamiales; Orobanchaceae
Source: the annotation of a GenBank genome assembly
AUGAAAUCGAAACUCGCUGUUCGUGGAGUGGACGGCACCGAUGGAGAAGGGGGAGGGCGCUUGCUGUGGGAGCUGUCGCCCGGCCUUGAGGAGGAAUCGGAGGAGUCUAGGGUCGUGGCGUGCACGAUUCUAUGGCGUGAUGGGAAUCCACUGAGCCACGCCGUGGGCAAGGAGCUCCGCCGUCAGCCGCCGCAUUUUCCUGAUUCGGGUCACCCCCGUCUUAAUGGGCUAGAUGAUGGAGCUACGGAGGACAAAAAGUACCAUCUUCGUAAGGCGGCCCCAAACACCACCACCAGCUCAGCCUUCCGCCGCCACCUCAAUCACCUUAGAAAGACAACGCCUCACCUGAUUAGACCACACCCACCGCCGCCAUCGCGAAGGAUUCCAUCCCUUCACCGCAAUUUUCACCAGAAAGAUCUCAACAACACGCAUCCCGGCCACCGCCACCACCACUGA